Anguilla anguilla (European eel) is the source of this 2043-nucleotide messenger RNA. It is a transcript of the gene blcap, whose product is annotated as bladder cancer associated protein. NCBI's taxonomy places the organism in Eukaryota, Metazoa, Chordata, Actinopteri, Anguilliformes, Anguillidae. The transcript has 2 exons. The record is from RefSeq and is a predicted model, not a curated record. Bases 295 to 558 code for a protein of 87 amino acids.
CCUUAAUAUGCAUCAGGCACUUGACGUAGGCACUUCCAUGCCUUUGGGGUCCUAAGAAAGAGCUGAAGGUGCGCAGGAAGGAAGCUGGGCGAUAAUGGCAGCGAGUCGACUGGACGGAAUAAAGUGAUCUCCGGGAAUGGCAGGUCUGACUUGAUGCUAAUAAAGAUAAACACCAGCCCACAUUGUUCCCCGGUGGCUAACGGUCCCACUGUGAGUUUUUUUUGUUUGUUUCGUUUUUGCGGUCCAGCGCUGCAGGCGUCAUUUUGAGGUCGGUGUUCCUACGAAUCAGACACCAUGUACUGCCUUCAGUGGUUGCUGCCGGUCCUCCUCAUCCCGAAACCGCUGAACCCGGCCUUGUGGUUCAACCAUUCGAUGUUCAUGGGUUUUUACCUGCUCAGCUUUCUGCUGGAGAGGAAGCCAUGCACCAUCUGUGCCUUGGUCUUCCUGGCCGCCUUGUUUCUCCUCUGUUAUAGCUGCUGGGGAAACUGCUUCCUGUACCACUGCCAUGAUUCUCCCCUGCCAGACGCCGCGCACGACCCCAGCAUUGUGGGCACCUAGACCCCUCCGGUUGCUGUGUGAGCUGAGCUCCUAUGCCGGGCUUGGCAUAUACGAGGACACUGGACAAUCUGUAUCUAGACUGUGAAUAACAUCCCGACUUUGAACUCUUUGAAAUUUGCGAGGAGCGUCGUCUUUCCUCUGCCUCUGUUUUGGCGGGACGGAUCACGCCGUUCUCCGUCAUAACCCUUUCAUCCAGAUUUGAGUUUAAAGCCCCACCACCCCCCAUUCCCACCACCACCCCACCUCUUUCCUGCAACCACCAAUUGCAUUACUGGAUCUACAAUUUGCAUGGGUUGACUUUAGCAUUCUGUUCCCCGCUCAUGUUGACGAUAAGUUCAUGCACCUUUUUGUGUUUUUGUCAUAACACAAUGCUGAUAGUUCCCAAGAAGGGUAGAAAGCAGUGUGUGUGUGAGUAUGAGUGUGUGCUUGCGCACCUGUCAGUUGUAGAAGCGGAAUACCAUUUGGAAUGAGUUGAGUCUUAAGUGUUACAUGGCUGGAAAAAGAAACAAAAAAGAAAAACAUGAUUAAUAUGAGUAACUGUGUCCCUCUGUAGACGCCUCACAGAAAUGGCAGAGAUAUUGAAACAAUCACAAGUUCAAUGGGCGUCGCCUCCAAAUUCUGUGUAGUAAGGUGGUAUUGGCACACUGUAAUUGAUAUAUCACCUAAUUUAAUAAAGUUGAGUUUAAAAAAAAAAAAAAAAAAAAACAGACGGGGGCUAUUUUCCAUGUGCUGGAAAUGAACGAUAUGAGGUUCGUCUCUGGUGACUUUUUUCACACCGAGUGGAAAUGCUGGACGCGGGCGGCAGCUGCUGUUAUCUGUUACAGAUUGAUUUAUCAGUCUCCGAGGCCUGCUGACUGCUAACGUCGGGAAGGGCUGCUGCGUGCGUGAGGCUCGGGGGGAAGAACUUUAACCCAGCCCGACUGGCUUCGCCGAACAUCCGCAAGUCAUAGGAAUUGAAGACGAAAUGAAACCUCUCUGGUACCGUUGUCACUCUUUAGAAAAAAACAAAAAGUGGGACCUGUUGGAAAUAAGAGAACGCUUGGUAAGAGGCGUGGGGUUCUGCGUUCCACCUGUGGGAGUGGCCGGGGCAGCAAUAAGCACAGCGCUGGAGCCUGGCCAUCCACUCAACUCCAGACACCACACAGCGUUCAAUGAGUUUUUCCCUGUCGACUUUUAAAAGAUGCAUUUUGACAAUGAAUCCCCAGAAGAAGAAAAAAAAAAAAAACCCAUUGUAUUGUGUGUUUUGUAAUGCACGUUGGCAACUGCCAAUGAUAAACCCAUUUUGCUCUCAUUAGAUUAGAGUAUAUAGGUCUGAUUUGAUCUCUUGUGAAAUUGUGUGGAAACUCGCUAAUUUGUAUUUGAAAUUUUUUGCUGUGUCAUUAUUCGAAGUCUGUGUCCAAUGUUUUUGUUGUCCUUUUUUCAGUUCGGAAGCCUUUGUCAGAAUGAAAUGGGCUUCUCGUGUAUAUAAAUGAGGUUUUGAGUGAA